This is a messenger RNA of Penicillium concentricum, 1164 nucleotides long. RefSeq names its product amidohydrolase family protein. The record is from RefSeq and is a predicted model, not a curated record. Bases 1 to 1164 code for a protein of 387 amino acids. The transcript has a single exon. Gene Ontology annotation, molecular function: hydrolase activity, acting on carbon-nitrogen (but not peptide) bonds. Lineage: Eukaryota; Fungi; Ascomycota; Eurotiomycetes; Eurotiales; Aspergillaceae.
AUGCCAGAUAUCCAAAGAGGCGGACGCAAGUCUGUCAUCGAAAAUGUUCACGUUUUUGACGGAGCCGGUUUUACCGAAUGCCGGUUUGUGGUAAUAGAUGGUGGCAUGAUUGGUAGCAACCCGCAAGGAGCAGAGGAGAUAAUUGAUAGACAUGGCCGUUUUCUUAUACCUCGCUUAAUUGAUGCCCAUGUUCAUCUACAUCAUGAAGGGCAUCUGCAAGAACUUGCAAGCUACGGAGUGACCACGGCCUUAGACAUGGCGAUGUGGCCUGCCGACAAAAUGAACGGACUACGAGAAAAUCCCGGUCUACCAGAUAUACGGAGUGCCGGACUACCAGGCACGGCUGCCGGUAGCAUUCACAGCUGCAUGCUGCCUCUCCCGGAGGAAGCGUUACUAUCCGGUCCCGAGCAGGCCGAAAGUUUCGUGCAAAGGAGGAUCACGGAAGGGUCUGACUAUAUCAAACUUAUCUCAGACGUUCCUGGGCCAGUCCAAGAGACUCUAAAUGCUGUUUCUCCUGCUGCACACCGGAAACAUAAGAUGGUUGUGGCACAUGCUUCGGCUAUCAAACCGUUCAAUAUGGCAUUGGAGGCCAACGCAGACAUCAUAACCCAUGUACCACGAGAUGAGCCUAUCGCUACAGCUACUGUGCAGCGGAUGGCUGAAAACAAAGUUGUCUCCGUGCCGACAUUAACGAUGAUGCAAGCAACGUCUUCAAGGCCGCCCCUUAGUGCAGCGCUCGGUAUGAUGGUUUCAAAGCCUUCACUUUUUAUGGCUAUCUUGAGAGCUAAGAGGAAUGGUCGAGGUGAACAGACCCAUGAGAAUGCUAGGGAUUCAGUCAUGGCUAUGUACCGUGCUGGCGUUCCCAUCCUUGCCGGCACUGAUUGUCACGACGAGCCGAAUUCAUUUUUCGAAGUCAAGCACGGAAUGGCUUUACAUCGGGAACUCGAGCUUCUCGUUGAGGCAGGCUUGGCCAUCCUUGAUGUCUUGCGUGCGGCAACAAUUUUGUCAGCAGAGCAUUUCAAGAUCUUUGAUCGGGGCAUUAUUGCUGAAGGGAAACGAGCUGACCUUGUUCUCCUGCGUGAAGACCCGACGAAGGAUAUACUUGCAUCGCGUAGUAUCGAUCGGGUUUGGUGUGCCGGAAUUGAAUUCAUGCAUAUUGCAUAG